AUCUGAGCAGAAUUGUGCUUUCAUCCCAUCAUUUAUUUCAUUUGUAUUUCUGACCAUGAAUCCGACGAGGAGUAUCGUCGCUGGUGUUCGACUUGUUGGCGGACGCAGAGUUUCUUCGAAACCAUUUAUACGGACAUUGUCAACAUCCGCGAAGCCCGCCACUCUGCCAGCAUCACAGCAAGAUGCAGUCAGGUCAUUUCAUGGACAAGUUCCAAGGCGGAGUGGAGCAGCAGAGGCAUCGAAUCCUGCCAUGGCAUUUCCUUGCCUAGACGCUUUAGAAUCAAAAUCUGCCACACUUGAAGCUCGAUCUCUAUCCAGCGGUCCCGAACCCUCCUAUACAAGUGGCGUGACGCUCAAAUACCAUUACAAAGAACCAUUAUUGCUCGAUUGGGGAGGAGUUCUACCCGAGUUCGAUAUAGCAUACGAAACCUGGGGCGAACUGAAUGCGGAUAAGUCGAAUGUUAUACUUCUGCACACAGGACUUUCAGCCUCGUCGCAUGCACAUUCAACAGAGAGCAAUCCCAAGCCAGGGUGGUGGGAGAAGUUCAUCGGACCCGGUGGAUGUCUCGAUACGGAUAAAUACCAUGUUAUAUGUACCAACGUGAUCGGAGGUUGUUAUGGCUCGACAGGACCGAGUAGUAUUGAUCCUGCGGACGGACAAAGAUACGCGACAAGGUUUCCAAUUCUUACCAUGGAAGAUAUGGUACGAGCACAAUUCCGCUUACUUGAUGGCCUAGGAAUCAACAAGCUAUAUGCGAGUGUUGGAGCCAGUAUGGGAGGUAUGCAAUCCUUGGCAGCAGGAGUUCUGUUCCCAGAACGAGUGGGAAGAAUUGCUAGCACUUCUGGAUGUGCAAGAAGUCAUCCGUACAGUAUUGCAAUGCGACAUACACAGCGACAGGUGUUGAUGAUGGAUCCGAAAUGGAAUCGAGGGUUUUAUUAUGACAGCAUACCUCCGCACGCAGGCAUGAAGCUGGCUCGAGAGAUUGCCACAGUCACCUAUCGAUCAGGACCAGAAUGGGAGCAGAGAUUUGGCCGGCGGCGGGCAGAUCCAAGCAAACAACCUGCAUUGUGUCCGGAUUUCUUGAUUGAAACGUACUUGGAUCACGCGGGGGAGAAAUUUUGCCUGGAAUAUGAUGCGAAUAGCUUGCUGUAUGUGAGUAAGGCCAUGGAUCUUUUCGACCUUGGAGCCAAAGCCCAAGCAGCCAGCUCUGCGCGUCGAGCUGCUCACGUUCAGCGACUUGAAGCCGGCCAAGAUGGAGAUAGAGAAGCUGCCAUGUGCAGUCUCACAUUGCCCGAUUCUCCAUACGAAGAGCAGCCAGAAUCCAACGCCCCUUCUGACCUCAAUGCACCCGUCGAACUUUCUUCUGGGCCGCCCCAAGACCUGGUAUUGGGAUUGGAGGUAUUGAGAGAUCAUCCCGCUUUGAUCAUGGGUGUUGAGAGUGACAUUCUGUUCCCCGCAUGGCAACAGCGGGAAAUCGCUGAGACAUUGCGAAAAGCGGGCAACAAGAGUGUGACACAUGUGGAACUCGGGGAAGACUUGAGUCUUUUUGGGCAUGACAGCUUCUUACUGGAUUUGGAACAUAUUGGGGGCAACCUUAAACAGUUCUUGGGAUAGGUUUCCCGCAUUGCUAUGGGAUUGAUGUAGCGGGGUACGAGGAGAUAAUGAUUGUACGAUUGUGCAUUGGGUGGCGUUCAUUCACAGCUUCUCUUCAAUAUCUAUACAUCACAUAACAAACAGCUGCAUAUCAAAAGCUCUCAAUUCAACAAGCACAAUUAUCAGCUUGGUAGUAUAUGCUACGCAAUAAAAUGGCAUCCGCAAUGCAUAGUGCAGCUAUCACGACUCAGUCCCAUCCCGUCGUCACACUCAAUUUCUGCACCUUCUCCAACAUUCACUUGAACUCACCCAUACAAACAGAUAGGAUUCCACCUCUGAACGCCACAGCUCCAUCAC
Mollisia scopiformis is the source of this 1951-nucleotide messenger RNA. Its product is annotated as homoserine acetyltransferase. The coding region runs from base 56 to 1615 and encodes 519 amino acids. The record is from RefSeq and is a predicted model, not a curated record. Lineage: Eukaryota; Fungi; Ascomycota; Leotiomycetes; Helotiales; Mollisiaceae. Gene Ontology annotation, molecular function: homoserine O-acetyltransferase activity; L-serine O-acetyltransferase activity. The transcript has a single exon. Gene Ontology annotation, biological process: L-homoserine metabolic process.